CCGGGCCCUAGUACAUCUGGAAUGAUGCGCAUCUACACUGAUGAUUCUCCUGGUCUUCGUGUUGACCCCGUUGUCGUCCUCGUCUUGUCAUUGGCCUUCAUCGCUUCGGUUUUCGCCCUCCAUAUUUACGGAAAGUUGACCCGUGCUUAG
Lobosporangium transversale is the source of this 150-nucleotide messenger RNA. RefSeq names its product protein transport protein SecG/Sec61-beta/Sbh. The transcript has 2 exons. Gene Ontology annotation, biological process: intracellular protein transport. Lineage: Eukaryota; Fungi; Mortierellomycota; Mortierellomycetes; Mortierellales; Mortierellaceae. The record is from RefSeq and is a predicted model, not a curated record. Gene Ontology annotation, cellular component: Sec61 translocon complex. The annotation marks the transcript as partial.